This is a messenger RNA of Myxocyprinus asiaticus (Chinese sucker), 2150 nucleotides long. It is a transcript of the gene mfap2, whose product is annotated as microfibril associated protein 2. Gene Ontology annotation, cellular component: microfibril. The record is from RefSeq and is a predicted model, not a curated record. Gene Ontology annotation, biological process: embryonic eye morphogenesis. The coding region runs from base 166 to 705 and encodes 179 amino acids. The transcript is spliced from 9 exons. NCBI's taxonomy places the organism in Eukaryota, Metazoa, Chordata, Actinopteri, Cypriniformes, Catostomidae.
UUAACACACAACUGUGUUUAGAUUAAGUGUGUGUGUUUGGAUUAUUUGCUGUGUUAAACAGAUCAAAAUCUGUGACGUUUAAUGGUUUGAUAUUACAAGCUGAAGAAACUUGAGUUUAAGGGAAUGUCUGACUUGUUACUGAAGAGGAAAUGAAAGGAACACAAAAUGGCUGCAAGGAAAGUUUCUGGAAGAGGGAUGUUUUUUCAGGAAUCUGUGGAGCCGUACACUAUGAAACUCUGUUACCUGAUUCUGCUGUCAGUGCCAGGUUUAAUUCUGGCUCAGAACUAUGAUGAUGAUUACACAGAUCCCUUUGGCAACAGCAACAAUUAUGACCAAUAUUACUAUCCACGGGUGUCUCAACAGAUACAAGCGCAGACUACAGGACCAGAACAGAGCGUGGUGGACUUUCAGACAGAGCCCACAGAACCGGGACCGCUGGACUGUCGUGAGGAGCAGUAUCCCUGCACGAGACUCUAUUCUGUCCAUCAACCCUGUAAACAGUGUCUCAACAGCAUCUGCUUCUACAGUCUGCGUAGAGUUUAUGUGAUCAAUAAGGAGAUCUGUGUGAGGACCGUCUGCGCCCAUGAGGAGCUGUUGAGAGCGGAUCUGUGUCGUGAUCAGUUUUCCCGCUGUGGUGUAGUUGCACUCAGUGGCCAGUGUGGGGCGAUGAGCGGUGGCUGCGCCAAGAGCUGCGGAUCCUGUUAAACACACACAAACACACACACACACACACACACACACACACACACACACACACACACACUAGCCCUGGUACUGCCAAUCAGAUGCUGAUAAACACACUGCACUCAAACUCUUGAGCUUUAUUAGGCCAGAAACAUACUCUACGCAAAUAUGCAACGGAUGUGAAUGCUUGACCUACGUAUCGCAAGCGUCACGGUCCCGUUGAACAUUCUUAACAUUUGUUCUUGCGUUGCUGUGGCGGCAAUAAACUUCUUACUCCAGGGGGCGACAGAGUUAUGUGAUAAUGUCAUCGAUUGAUCUGAAAGAGAAAACAGACUAUAGAAGACUUAGCAAUGCUAAGAAUACCGUUUGUGUCGUGUUAUGAAUUCCACUCGGACACAUUUCAGAAUGCAGUGACGCAUGAAACUGAGCUUGGUUAGCUGCAAGUUUGCGUUCAUGUACUUGUGUAGAGUAUAUUUCAGGCCUAAAUCCAUCAAACUCUCAACUGUCACCCCUCCAGGAUUUACAAAACAUAGGAUGUCCGGGGAAGAGUCAUUCAUAUUUACGAGUAAAGCGCUACAUGAUUUGGUAGGGAUACACCCUGACUACACCAGACGCGAGUGACACGACAAAAGCAGAUCAGCCCCAUUAUAAUUAAUGAUGAUGUCUACACUGGAUGCGUUGCACCAUGUCGAGCCAACGGUAAACAGAUGUCCCUUUCAAUUUAGUGCUGCAUGUGCUGCUGCUACUCCUGUCAACAAGACAAAUGGACGAAGAGUUUUUAGAAUGUUCACUAACUUCGCUUCAACGCGACUAGUGUAAACAGCCUCUAGCUGUUGCGACGCGACAUCGCUCCCAUCUGGUGUAGACAGGGUAUUAGGUUUAGGGGUAGGGUUGGGUUUUAGUUUCUCCGACCAAACAGACUGAAUUGUCCAAUCAGGUAUGGCUUUCCUAAUGAAUAUAAAUGACUCGUCCCCUGCCAUGCUACGUUUCGAAACUCGCUGCUCCUACUCUUCUUCUCUUUAUAUAUUUCUCCGGCAGCAUCUGAUGUUACUCUGAUGAUUUUUGGGCUCAUAUAAACUGAUAUUUACUGUAGUAAUCAUUUUAUUUUGGCCUGUAUGUUGCCUCUGGUGCUAUUGUAUUUGUUACACUGGUGCAGGAGAAACAGAGAUGUCACUUUUGUAUUAUUACUGCUUCACUGUGUCAUUGUUCAGUGUUGUUAUUGUUGUUUAUUUGAUCAUUGUGCCUUGGGGUGUUACACUGAACCCAGACUCAAACCCUCAUAUCUGAUCUCACGUCAGAGUUAAAGACCUGUGAGCACUGAUCUGUUGUCAAUAAUCAAUAAUCAUCUUCAGCUACUGACCGCAGACCUGCACAGAUGACUCAGUCUGGGUUCAGCUUUAAUAUACUCACCAUUUAUUACUGUAAUACUGGCUGUUACAAAAGCUUUCUAAAUAUAUUUGCAAUAU